Molecule: messenger RNA, 157 nt
Organism: Dentiscutata erythropus
Lineage: Eukaryota; Fungi; Glomeromycota; Glomeromycetes; Diversisporales; Gigasporaceae
Source: the annotation of a GenBank genome assembly
UAGUUUUGUACUUCUUAUGGUUGUUAAAUGGUAUUUACGAGAUUAUGUGAAAAUUCAAAAUGAAGAGGCUACAGGUAGUAAAAGUAGGGAGGCCAUAGAAGUUGAGAAGCAAAUAGAACCUCUGAAACCGGUUGUUACUUCUGAUGUUAUAAGAUAA